This is a messenger RNA of Sphenostylis stenocarpa, 315 nucleotides long. NCBI's taxonomy places the organism in Eukaryota, Viridiplantae, Streptophyta, Magnoliopsida, Fabales, Fabaceae. The record is from the annotation of a GenBank genome assembly.
AUGAAAGUGGUUGUGGUGGUACCCUUGACAAUCUUGGCUGUGGUGGUGGGUCAACAAUCUCCACAUUUUAGAACUGGAUCGAGCUUAGCUGUGGAGAGGGUAACUGGUUGUAUACUAGAGGAGUUUAUUGAAAGCAGGCUUUGCUAUGGAUCAUGCAAGGAAGCUUCCAUGAAAAUGGUUGGCUUCUCUUCCAUCUCCAAGGAGUGUGUUGACCAUGCUAUGCCAAAUUUUAAGUUCUGCGAGGGCUAUGGCCUAUGGCAUGAUAAUCUACUUUUUGAUGAACUUUUGUGUCUUAUGUCGUUGUUUGAUCUCUGA